AUGGAUUCACAAGAAGAAGAGGAAAUUAAUCCCCAAUCCGAGUCGGCCGCCCACUCUAAUGUUCGCCCGAAGACGGAUAUCACAUGGAAAUAUGUUACCGAAGCUCAAGAUGAAAAUGGUAAAAAGAUGCGCAUUUGUACAUUUUGCAACAAGUCAUUUCGUGGGGGGGGGGGCAUUAACCGAAUGAAACAACACCUUGGUGGAGUUAAAGGAAAUGUAGCUGCGUGUUCAAAGGUUCCGGCGGAUGUAAGGUGUCAAAUGAAAACUUUGUUUGAAGAGAGUACGCAAAAAGGUAAAAAUACAGUUUCAGAGACUAAGACGGGUAGCGCACUAAAAUCAAAAAGUCUUGGUAAAAGGAAAGCUUCUUCAACAUCCGACAACGCACAAUCGUAUUUCUCAAGAGGUAUAAAUGAUCUUACUCAACCUUCAAUUAGAUCUGUAUGGCAAAGUAAGGAAAGAGUUCAUGAUACAGAUUUAGCUGUAGCCAUGUGGCUAUAUGAUGCAUGCAUACCUAUGAAUCCCGUAAAUUCUCCCCUUUUUCCAAUUGCAAUGAGUAAAGUAGCUUCCAUGGGGCAUGGAUAUACGGGACCUUCCUACCAUCAAGUUCGUGUAAAUUUGUUGAAAGAUGCUAAGCAAUCUGUGAAACUUAUAGUUGAUUCUUAUAGAGAGCAAUGGGCUGAAAGAGGUUGCACUAUAAUGAGUGAUGGAUGGAGAGACGUUAGACAAAGAGCUCUAAUUAAUUUUUUGGUUUAUUGUCCAACGGGGAUUUCAUUCAUCAAAUCUAUUGAUGCUUCUGAUAUUGAGAGUAAUGCUGAAGGUUUAUGCAAUUUGUUUAGUGAAAUUGUUGAGAUUGUUGGUUCCAAGAAUAUUGUUCACUUGGUCACUGAUAAUGCUGCAAAUUACAAAGCUGCGAGAAGAUUAUUAUGUGAUAGAUAUCCAAUGAUUUCUUGGUCUCCUUGUGCGGCUCACUAUAUAAAUUUGAUCUUAAAGGAUGUUUCAGAAAUGGAAGAUGUGUUAAAAUGUCUAACGGAGUUAAUUACGUUUUUUGUCCCCGUGGUUUGUUGA
This is a messenger RNA of Helianthus annuus (common sunflower), 1065 nucleotides long. RefSeq lists its product as uncharacterized. Gene Ontology annotation, molecular function: DNA binding. NCBI's taxonomy places the organism in Eukaryota, Viridiplantae, Streptophyta, Magnoliopsida, Asterales, Asteraceae. The transcript has a single exon. The record is from RefSeq and is a predicted model, not a curated record. Bases 1 to 1065 code for a protein of 354 amino acids.